CGGCCACAGACGCGGAGCUAGGUAGCCUGAACCGCACCACAGCUCCGUCCGUGUCCGAGACCUCCCACCAUCUCCCAUGGCGAAGGGCCCUCCAGCCGCACACCCGCAUCCCUAACCCUAGGCUAGAUCCCACCGCACCUUGCGCGCACGCGAAAACCAAGCACACGCCUCUGACCACUCUCCCCCAGCCCCGCUGACUCCUCUGGGUCCGCGAGUCUAUUGCCUUACCCAUGGAUUCGGCUAGUAGCAGCGCGCGGACGGUGGCGGCGUGCGUGAUCGGCGGGAUCGUGCUGGGUGCCUCGGUGGUCGCGCUGCACCUCGGCGCUGGCCCCGCGGCCCCGAGUCUACCACCGGUCGAGGCCCUCCGGCGGCGCUUCCGCCGCCGCCGCCGCCCCGUGCGGGUCUACAUGGACGGCUGCUUCGACAUGAUGCACUACGGCCACUGCAACGCGCUGCGCCAGGCGCGGGCGCUCGGGGACGAGCUCGUCGUCGGCGUCGUCAGUGAUGACGAGAUCACCGCCAACAAGGGACCACCCGUCACGCCGCUCCACGAGAGAAUGAAAAUGGUCCGUGCUGUCAAAUGGGUUGACGAUGUCAUUCCAGAUGCACCAUAUGCCAUAACCGAAGAUUUCAUGAACAAGCUAUUCAAUGAGUACAAUAUUGAUUACAUAAUUCAUGGUGAUGAUCCUUGCCUGCUACCAGAUGGCACUGACGCAUAUGCCCUUGCCAAAAAGGCUGGCCGAUAUAAGCAGAUUAAAAGAACCGAAGGAGUGUCAACAACAGACAUUGUUGGAAGAAUGCUUCUUUGUGUUAGAGAGAGACCAGUUUCUGAUAAUCAGAGCCACUCUUCACUACAAAGACAGUUCAGUCAUGGGCAUGGUCAGAAUAUUGAUGAUAGUGGAUUUGGAAAUGGAACAAAAAUAUCUCAUUUUCUUCCCACAUCUCGGCGGAUAGUUCAGUUCUCAAAUGGCAGGGGGCCAGGACCAGAUUCCCGGGUAGUUUACAUUGAUGGUGCAUUUGAUCUGUUCCAUGCUGGACAUGUCGAGAUAUUGCGACUUGCUCGAGGGCUUGGAGAUUUCUUGCUUGUGGGCAUUCACACAGAUCAGACCAUAAGUUCAACUCGAGGACCACAUCGCCCAAUCAUGAAUCUCCAUGAGCGCAGUUUGAGUGUUUUGGCUUGUCGUUAUGUUGACGAAGUAAUCAUUGGUGCUCCGUGGCACAUUUCAAAAGACAUGAUUACCACUUUUAAUAUUUCAUUGGUUGUUCAUGGAACUAUAGCUGAGAACAUGGACUAUACAGAGGACGAUUCAAAUCCAUAUGCUGCUCCAAUUGCUAUGGGCAUUUAUCAUAAGCUGGAUAGCCCUUUGGACAUCACCACUAGUACUAUUAUAAGGAGAAUAGUUUCUAACCAUGAAGCCUACCAGAAACGGAAUGAGAAGAAGGAAGCCAGCGAGAAGAAGUACUAUGACAGUAAAAGCUUUGUCAAUGGAGAGUAGUGGCUUCUGAAUAGAUCUUCUCAGAAGACUGUUCCUGGAUCUUUGAGGCUCUAACACAGGUCACAAAUGAAACCAUCAAGUGAUCUACAAUUUUACCGCUCCAUUGUCAUUUUUGCUAUAUAGCUUAGUAGCUUCAGAUGCAGUCUUGAUGCAUGACAGGCAGUGGUGCUGAAUUGGGUGCGGAACCUGGAUGAAUUUCCAGUGGCCACUUUCAGUGCCACGACCUACCCUAUCCUCUCCUGUAUACCGGCUUCCAGAGCUGCUGUUACCGGCCGAGUUCUUUUUGAGAUCUAUAGAUCUCUGAGAAUUGUGGUACAAGAUGAAUGCUAGGCCAAUUAAUUGUUUGUUUCCCUGUUGUUCUUA
Molecule: messenger RNA, 1859 nt
Organism: Triticum urartu
Lineage: Eukaryota; Viridiplantae; Streptophyta; Magnoliopsida; Poales; Poaceae
Product: ethanolamine-phosphate cytidylyltransferase
Biological process (GO): phosphatidylethanolamine biosynthetic process
Cellular component (GO): cytoplasm
Molecular function (GO): ethanolamine-phosphate cytidylyltransferase activity
Source: RefSeq, a predicted model, not a curated record